UUAAAUAAUGUGUAAUAAGAUUGUGUAGACAGAUUUUCUCUUUUUUAAGAGCAAAGCUUCACCAAGGAAUCUUUACUUAAAAAGGCAUUAUUCAAGAGCUAAAUUUGCCUAUUGCAGGCCUUAACGUGGCAAGAUCAUAAUCGACUCUCGGUGAUAUCGGAUGACUCAGAGUUUAAGUAGAUUAGAACGAUCAGGUCAUUUAAUAAAUUAAUCCAAAAUGGAGAAAUGGAGAAGUGAGGCUAAGUCUCGAAUAACCAACACAGUCAUUACGAAAAUAAACAAUCAAUGCACACAUCUUGUCAAAACUACAAACAAUGGUAACUUCGCACAGAAUAAUUUGAAUGAAAUUUUCAAUAUAUUCAUUGUGAACUAUUAUGGCAUCUAAAACUUACUUAACGUUUUAAUAUAUGAACUGAUUUACAUUCUAUCGUUUCCGUUCUUACUCUAAUUUCAAAUCAGUUAUGUUCGACAAAAUACGCCAGAAGUCGCAGUCGAAUACCAAUCUCAAGCGUCUGGUUAUUCCAGUCUAUUGGAAUCUCUAGUCUCCGUCUUUCUUGUCUCUUGUUAAAAUUGACAAUGAAACGCAUUAUAGUACACGAUUCGUUUACCGAUGGUAAAAUGUUUAUUUAGUCUUAAAUAUUGGAUAUCAGAAGCCCAUCUUUUCCCGGUAAGAACACAAUAUCAAUAAUGUUUCUUAAAUAGUUCCAAAGAAAAUUGCUAAUUAUUUGAGCUACGAUAUCGAUAAGCAUGUUCCAGAUUGUUUAUUGAACAAUCCCUUCUAAAUUCUAAUUCCUUGAAUAAAUGACACCUGGUGAAUAUUAUUGUAAAUUGUCAGUACGUAUAAUACCGAUUAGAUAAUUUGGAUGACUUUUGAAAUGCGGAAUCCAAGAUGCCAGGUUGACAUGGCGGAUGGUACAAUGUCUUCAGCGCAAGAUAUUGUAAUUUAAUUUUUAUGUGUUAAGACCGAGACCAGCAAUACGGUUCGUCCACACGAUUGCUUAUUGGGGGAGUCAGUUGCCUUACCUUGGUACCCAUAAUACCACAAUACAGCAUGUGGUAUCCACGAUAGUUCAUAUGUAAUGUAUGGUAUAGACCUACAAGGGAGAUACUACUAUGCAUCAAAGAUCCCUUUUCCAAAAACCUUGGGAUCGCGGUAGAGACUAAAGAUUUUAAGUGAUUUUUUUCAUGCUUGUGAACACGACAGAUAAGAUUUCCUAAUCAAUUUGGCUAACAUCCAAGUUUUCCUUCCAGGAAAUCAUCUGUCUGAAACAAAGCCGUGUAAGGGCGUAUUUCCAUGGCGAGUUGUUUUAAUGGAUUCAUUGACCCUAAUUAACUAUGCAUUGCUUAAAACUGUCUGUGUGACAUGAUAAGACAGUUUAUAUAAUUUGGUGAAUAUUUGGUGACCAUGGUGGACUCCACAAUUGUGUACACGCAAUUGGCCCCUGAAACCUAGUUAUAGAACCGAAAUUGCCAUCUGACAUAAAAGGCAGGAGUGUUAUGUUGAGUUAUAUGGAAUGGUGACCAUCGUCGACGCCAUCUUGAAUUUAAACUUUCCUUUACAUGGUUCAUUUUUGUUUUACUCUUUAUCCAACAUGAUUCAAGCUCCAAAAUGAAAGGACAUAUAACUGCACACAGACGGCUUCUCCCAGCUGUUUCAUCUGUAAGAGUAUGCAGUGCUAUGCAGUCGCUGGUUAGAUGUGGGAAAUAUGCCGGGAGAACUCCCCACAUCCAACGUGUGGUGCAUACUCUCUUUUCUUCUAACCUUCUUCCAGGAUACUCGAUCUCGUAGUCACGUGCACCAAAUCGAAUAUGUAACACCAUAGGUCUUCUGUCUGACGUGGAGAGCGGACACAGUACUAAAACCGGUCGCCACAUCCUACAUACGACCCAUGCAUUUUUUCUUACUACAUAUUUCUGUAGCCUUGUGAUCGUCUAGAAUUUGUCUCUAGCUGUCUUUACUUCUGCUUCACGUUGUGUAUUUACUUCUUACAGUUUCUUAAGACGUUUGUCUUACCAGGAAUAACAAUGCGACAGUUUGCUUCUACAUUUUAUAUAUAUAUAUAUAGCUGAAUACAGGUAUACAAGCAUAAUAGAUAACAAUACUAGCUAAAACCAUUUCUCUACCCUAGCCAGCCUCGCGGAUGUCUAGGAACUCAGAUGUAAGCUCCCUGGAACCUAAUAGAAGCCUGUCUUACAAAGUUCAAAUAGAUAUCUUAUAUAGCAACCACGUUUAUCAUGCACAGGAAGCCUGUUCAUGGCCCUGAACCUGUGCAAUUAACGAUAUGAUUGGUUACUUUAAAUCAAAUGAUGCAAUUAGAAUAAUUCCACUCACGUGUAACUCUGGUGGUAAAUAAUUGACAUAUGUUUUCGAUAAAUAGCUCUUUUUAUGUGUCAACUGUCAAUUACAGACUAAGUUGAUUUAGUACACACUAUAUAUGUGAAUAUGUCUGAAAUUACUAACUUGCCAAAGAUAUUAAUUAUUGAAAUAUAAAGCCAUCUUAUUUCAAGAGCAAAAAUUCUAGCAAUAUUAUCACACAUCCUCCCGUGACAACAAUCAUCAGCACAAACCAUAACCCAUUAAAAAUUGUUGCCCCUAUUCCCUUCACAAGCUAAUGAAAUCUUUCUAAUUAUCUUAGGGUUGUAGAGUGCGGUACAGUAUGGAAGUCAAUCAGCUGUCAACAUUAUUUAUAUCAACUUUAUUAUAUUCCGGUUUAGCAUUAGAAGUAUGUAGAAAUACAGACAACACCAACUGUCAAUCAUGUGGUAAUACUGUAUAUCCUAGAGAUGAGAUUUAUAGACAGAACUGUAUGAGGUCAUGUGGUGUUUGCACAGUUACAAGUAUCGCUACUAGAAGACCAACCAACCAGAGUUCAACUUAUAACGAUUCACGGCUUCCAUUUAAUUAUUCACAUUCAAGAAAUGCUGUAGAUCGUAAUAUUGAUAAUCACUGUGAGAAUGGUCACUGUUCACAUACACAGGAUGAUAAACCUAUUUGGUGGUGUGUUGAUCUACAAGGGAUUUAUAAUAUUAACAGCAUGACAAUAUACAACAGAAAUAGAUUUGAAGAGAGAUUACAGGGAUUUGAGAUUAAGAUUAGUUAUAGUGGUACAUGUAAUCAAACAGGAUUUCAAUCAGCUACAUCAUGUUAUAAAGAUACAACAUCAACACAGUCUGUUUAUAAUGUAACUGGAUGUAAUCAACGUUCAUAUAAAGCAUUUUCUGGUAGAACUGUAUAUGUCUCUGUUUCAAGUCAAUCACUUACUUUAUGUGAAGUUUUGAUAUAUUCCGGUCAUAGUAUGAUACACUGACCACUACUACAUUCUCUUUGAAGUUCUGCCGAGUGUUAUACACAGAUCAUGUGUAGCUGGUAAAGGACAUAUUGAAUUAAUUAGAUGUUUAACAAGACCGUAGGCAGUCCUUGCCUUAACAGAAGUUUAUACAGAGCACAAUGCAAUACUGGAUACUACAGUAUAUCAAGUUGUACAUGUCAACCUUGUAAUACAUGUUAUAAUAACACAUGUAAUCCUGAUACUGGUGAUUGUAAUGGAGGCUGUAAAACAGGUUUUUAUGGUAAAAAAUGUCAACAGAACUGUAAUGAUGGUUGUGUAAACAAUCAAUGUUCUAAAUCUAAUGGUAGAUGUACUAAUUGUAUUACUGGAAGAUAUGGACAUACAUGUGGUAAGAACUGCAAUACAGGAUGCGACGGUGGAUGUGACAGAGAUGGUAGAUGUACUAAUUGUAUUAUAGGAAGAUAUGGUGAUAGGUGUGAUAAGAACUGUAGUACCGGAUGUGAUGGUGGAUGUGAUAGGGGUUUUGGUAAAUGUACCAACUGUAUUACUGGAAGAUAUGGUGAUGAGUGUGAUAUGGAUUGUAGUACAGGAUGUUAUGGUGGAUGUGAUAAAACUGAUAGUAAAUGUACGUCUUGUAUUAAAGGUAAAACUGGAGACAGGUGUGAUAUCGACUGUACUACUGAUUGUGCUGUUUGUAAUCAGGAUGAAGCUAGCUCUUGUACUGAAUGUAAUGAUGGAAGAUGGGGACCGUCGUGUAAUAAACUAUGUAAUACUAAUUGUAAACCAGUAGUAGGUACAACUGUUGGUAAAUGUGAUCAGAUGACAGGAAAUUGUAUAAAUGGAUAUGUAUCUGGUACAACAGAACUUUUACCUGUUGUGGUAUAUGUUGUAAGUGGUGCUCUGGGUGGUAUAAUUGGUACGGUAGCGGUCUUCCUGUCAUACAAUUUCUACAUGAAAAGACGCCAAUCGAGUCAACGAAACGAAGAAAUUGUUCCUGAUUUAAACCCAGCUAGUUCUACUAUAGAUGAUACAUUUACCACUGGAUAUCCAAAUAUUCCAACUAAUACACGUAGUGUAGAAUAUGAAAACCAGUCGUUUAAUACAGAAGACAAUACGAGAAAUAUGUAUGAUACAGUAGAUCACACAUCAGAUGAUACACAAAAUGUAUAUACAUCUAUACAUUCUAAAAAACCCAAUUAGUAUAAUGUUUAUUUUAUAUACAUUGUAACAAACCCAAUUAGUAUACUGUAUAUUUUAUAUAAAAGAUACUUAAAAACAUGGUAUAAAGAUAAACAUUUGAUUUAUAUUUCAUUCGUUCAAAAUUCUUUUAAUUCACAUUUACAUCUCUAGUAGACAAGGCUGUCAGAUAAGAAAUCAGAAUAUCAGUUGUAAAGUAACACGAUCUCUACAAUUUGAGUGCGAUGAUGUAUUAAAGAUACUUCCCCAGAAAAGUAUUUAUCGGGUGGUUAUGUCCAAUAAAUGUAUGGCAAUUUUGGUAUAUAUGAAAGUAAAAAUACCCAAUCUUACUAGAAAAAUACUGGAUCCACUCCUUAAAACACCCAUGGAACGCAUACAGGACAAAAAUGUAAUGGUUUCCCUAAUUGGCAGUCCGACGAUUAGAAAUGUCUGUUGGCGUCAUGUCAAAGGUAGCACGCGAAGAUUGAGCGCCUAAUGUAUAUAUGUUUUUUUUUUACUUGAAGAAGAGUUAAAUGUAUAACACUUUCUGAGAUAAAAACCAUGUGAAAAGACGUGGGCAGUAGAUAAUCAGAGAAUUUACUUAGGCUUCGAGAUUUAUGGAUAGCGAUUAAAGACAACAUCGUCUUGCGUAUGCAAUGAAUUUUCCUCCGACUUCGCACCCGUUGCUAGGUAGUGCGUCAGCUAAGUCACGUAACAUAAUCAUGACUUCUUUUAAUUGAUUUUUAUAGCAGGGGUAUUCCCUCGCGAAAUCAAUGUUUUGAGAAGCAUGUGAAGCAAAAUUUUUGAUAGAUUAUUCAGUUUGAAUAUGUUUUGAGUCCAAAUACAUCAUCAGAUCACUCAGUUUAUACGCGGCAACAUAUAUUUAAAGGACAAUAUUAGUGUCAGCCAUUAUCACAUAUGUGAUAGAACUGGUUAAACGCGUUCCAAAUACAAUUUUAACACAGAGAUCAUUGCUACAAUAGAUGUGUAACGAAGAUUUGAAGAAACGGAAGUGACGCAAAAUUGUAUUUACUGACUGAAGUAACGAGAGAUAAUUUCUGCUCACUGGUAAAUCCUUUGGGGACAAAAAGUUGUUAUAUGUCUCAUAAUUCAAACAAAUAAUUGACUUUCAAUAGAUAAGAGGAAACGAAAAAAUCAGUGCAUUACCAUGUUUUUAUUAAGUAUAGAAUGAAUAAAAACAAGUGAAUGUACGGCUUUUUUAUUUUUCUCGUUUCUCUUAUAUUAUGUAUAGGUUUCGCGUGAUCAAUUCAAAUAUAGAUAGGAAACAGUCGAUUUAUUUCCAAUUUUUGUUACCUUAUAUCCGGAUUAAGUUGUUUUCUUAUAUUAUAUAUAGUUAUAUUAUAUCUGGAUUAAGUUGUUUUCUUAUAUUAUAUAUAGUUAUAUUAUAUCUGGAUUAAGUUGUUUUUUAUAUUAUAUAUAGUUAUAUUAUAUCUGGAUUAAGUUGUUUUCUUAUAUUAUAUAUAGUUAUAUUAUAUCAGGAUUAAGUUGUUUUUUUAUAUUAUACAUAGUUAUAUUAUAUCUGGAUUAAGUUGUUUUCUUAUAUUAUAUGUAGUUAUAUUAUAGUUGUAUUAUACCUGGAUUAAGUUGUUACCUUAUAUUAUAUAUGGUACUUUAUAUUAUAUAUCGUUGUGUUAUAUCUGGAUUAAUUUGUUACCUUAUAUUAUAUGGUACUUUAUAUUAUACAUAGUAUGUCUGGAUUAAGUUGAUACAUCAUGUAUAAUUAUAUUUCAUUUGGAUUAAGUUAGUAUUUUAUAUUAUAUAUAAUCAUAUUUUAUCUGGAUUAAGAACUUUAUAGUCAUGUUAAGAUUAAAAUAUAUUUAUUGAUAUUUAAAAGAGUAAAAUAUGUUUAAGUGAUAUAUUAUCUGGAUUAAGAACUUGACCGUUUGUUUAGUAUUUAGUACUAUUGCUAUGUUACUAUAAGUCACUAUAAUAUUAUCUUCCAAUAUAAAUCUGAAUGACUUAAUAGUAUUUUUUACAUUGUUAUUAUAUUAUUAAAGAUGAUAACGAGUUUAUUUUUAAGCCGUAAUAUAUUUAUGGACAUCCGAAUCAAAUCUAUAAAUGUCUUGUUUGCCUACUAACCAUACAUUUAUACUGCUUAAAUAUAUACUUAUUAUUUUUUUUACUUAUUAUAUUGAUCAUAUUGGCUUAGUAAUAUAUGUCAGUUUCUUUCGUCGUUCAGCAGAUUUAUCAGGUGGGUCUCAGUGCAGAUUUUAUUCAUUAGCAAUUCAGCGCAAAUGAUACUUUGCAUGAUUGGGAGGUUUUACCAAGAUUGUUGUACCGAGCGAGAUACGUUUUAGAAAAUUGUAUCUGAUUUUUGUACUUUUAUGUCAUUAUUUUAAAAACAAUAAUGUAUAGAUUGUAUUUGUUAACAUUAUGCUUUAUAACAUUAUUCAUAAUAUUCAAUAAACAAUAUUUACUG
Molecule: messenger RNA, 6906 nt
Organism: Patella vulgata (common limpet)
Lineage: Eukaryota; Metazoa; Mollusca; Gastropoda; Patellidae
Product: multiple epidermal growth factor-like domains protein 10
Exons: 8
Coding region: 3393-4490 (365 amino acids)
Source: RefSeq, a predicted model, not a curated record